This is a messenger RNA of Prorocentrum cordatum, 1931 nucleotides long. The record is from the annotation of a GenBank genome assembly. Lineage: Eukaryota; Dinophyceae; Prorocentrales; Prorocentraceae.
GAGGCUGCGAGAGCUGCUCGGGCCACCUGCUGGCGAGGGCGGCUGGCACCGGGUCGGCGUGGCGCUGACGGAGGGGGCGGCGCUGCCGCUGGUGGAGCUGGCGGUGCUGCUCGCAGCGGCGGCCGUGGUGCCCCUGGACCCCGAGGAGCCCCCGGCGCGUCUGCACCACCUCGCGGACGACGCGUCGCUGUCGGCGGUGGUGGUCGAGGACGCGCCCCGGGCCGCCGGUCUGCGGGCCGCCCUGGGCGAGCGCGUCCGCGCCGUCACCGCGCCCGAGCUGCUGCCCUCGAGCGCGUGCCUCCGCAGCGUGGAGGCUUCGCAGCCGAGCAGCGCCCUCGACGCCGAGCUGCCCGCGGCGGACGCGGUGUCGCACGUCUUCUUCACGUCGGGCAGCACUGGGCGGCCCAAGGGUUGCGUGUGCACUCACGGCAAUCUGGCCGCGUACUGCGAGGCUAAGAACUCGGUGUUCUCGGUGGACUCGAGCAGCAUAGUCUUCGUUGCGAGCGCGCACACGUUCGACCCCUCGUUCGGCGACUUCUUCGCCACGUGGGCCGCGGGGGGCUGCGUCGCGUUGGCGCCGCGCGCCGCGAUCGGCUCAGCUCUUGGCCAGUGCCUGCGGGAGUCUGGGGCGACGCACCUCCUGGCCACCCCGGCGCUGUUCGGCACGCUGGAGGUGGCUGGCGUGGGCCCGCGAGACGUCCCGGCGCUCGGCGUGGUGGCGCUCGGGGGCGAGCUGAUGUCGCAGCGCGUGGUGGACGCGUGGUCUGGCGGCGGCAGCGGCGCCUCGGGCGUCCGGCUGCUCAACGUCUACGGCGUCACGGAGUGCACGGUCUACCAGGCCUCCGCCCCGCUGUCGCCGGGGUCCUCGCCGCGGCUCCUGCGGGCGGCGUUCCCGGGCACGGAGCUGCUCCUGGCCUCCGGGGACGGAGCGGACCCCGAUCGGCGCGUGGAGGGCCCGGGCGGCGGCCACGGAGAGCUCUGGAUCGCCGGCCCCCAGGUCGGCGCGGGGUACCUCGCGCGCCCGGAGCUCACGCGGGCGAGGUUCCUGGAGCGGCCGGGCCAGGGCCGGCGCUUCCGCACGGGGGACAUCGCCGCCGCCGUGCCCGGAGGCGGCUGGUCGCUCGUGGGCCGCCGCGACGGCAUGGUGAAGUUGCGCGGCAACCGCGUGGAGCUGGGGGAGAUCGAGGAGGUGCUCAUGGGUGCCCUGCCGGACCUCCUGCACGCCUGCGCCGUCGCCCUGUCGCCCGGGCCGCGGCUGGUCGCGUGGUGCGUCCCGCGGCGCGGCGCGGGGCUCGAGAGGGCCGCGGACGCGAGGGACGACCUGCUGUGCGAGCUGAUGAGGCUGUCGUGCGAGGAGCGCCUGCCGCGGCACAUGGUCCCCGCGGCCUUCGCGCUCACAGCGUCCCUGCCGACCACGGGGACCGGCAAGGUGUCCCGGCGGGAGCUCGCGGCGCGGCAGCUGCCGGAGGCGGGCGACGGCGCGCUCGCGCCGCGCCGCACGCUGACGGCCGCGGAGCGCCUCGUCGCGGACGCGUGGGCGGAGGUGCUGGGCGCCCCGGUGCGCAGCGCCGGCGCGCACUUCCACGCGCUCGGGGGCGACUCCCUGGCCGCGCUGCGGGUCUGCCGCAGGCUUGCCGCCGCGCUGGCGCCCUCGGCGAAGGUGACCGAGGGCGCGGAGGAGGCCGCCGAGGGCGGCGCCUUCGGCGAACUGCUGCCAGAGCCACUGCUCCCCGCGGCGCUGCUGCGGCAGCCGCGGCUGGCGCCCUACGCCCGCGGGCUCCAGGCGGCCUACCCGGGCCAGCUGGCGGAGGAAGCGCGGCCGCCCGCCGGCGAGGGCGAGGGCGGGGGCGAGCAGGAGGAGGACGAGGAGGCGCUGGAGGGCGGGUUCGCGGACGGCCUGGCGGCCGUGCUGCAACAGGCCCCGGGGGGCG